This is a messenger RNA of Actinia tenebrosa (Australian red waratah sea anemone), 6166 nucleotides long. RefSeq lists its product as uncharacterized. Gene Ontology annotation, cellular component: cytoskeleton; actin filament; cytoplasm. Gene Ontology annotation, molecular function: microtubule binding; actin filament binding. The record is from RefSeq and is a predicted model, not a curated record. NCBI's taxonomy places the organism in Eukaryota, Metazoa, Cnidaria, Anthozoa, Actiniaria, Actiniidae. Gene Ontology annotation, biological process: actin nucleation; cortical actin cytoskeleton organization.
AUGGCUGAAUUGAACUCGAGAGUGUACGACUUUAAAACUUUCAUCGAUGAAUAUCCAUUGCCUCAAAUCGUCAAAGUCAUCGAAGGAGUUUAUGGCAAUGAAGACGAAUUGAYUCUGUCAGCUCUCGAAGUGGUUCACCUGCACAUGGUGAAAAACUGCGACACUGUUAAAGCCACAGAUGAAAGAAAUCGCGAAUUCUAUKUACCAUUAAAUUCACCAGCGAAGGUAAAGGUGCUCCCGAAUCCAAUCUAUCAGGAAUUUUAUGAUGAUGUACUAAAACUGGCCGAAGAUUUCCCGACUUACGUCGAAGCAUGUGAUGAUGAUUCUGAAUUAAACAUUAAAAUGGGAGACGUGCUAAAAUUAAAAAGGCUCACCACAAAUCCACACGAUGAUAACUAUCUAAUCUGCGAGUGCACAAACAAAGAAAAACGAGAAAUUUUGAUUCCAUUUUCGUACCGAGCGAARUUCAAGACACUCGGGGACUUUGAACAUUCUGUUUUGUUUCUCAAGGAAGUUGUUGCAAAGACACCACACUUUCCCGUUUUGGUGAAGUUUCAGGACAACUUGUUGAAAACGAGUAGAAGAGAUAUCAAUGCUGGCUGCCCUACAGGAUUUAAUCAAUUAGGAGCAUUUUCUCUCAAGGAAGCGUUUGUUAUGAAGCUGGUGGUUGCUACGUCGUGUGGCGCUAAUCACGGAAGUAAGGAGCGAACUCUGCUCACAAUUCCCCACGAUCUAGACAUCAGAGUAAUUCCAGUUUUGGACAAGAGCGAACGAAGCGCUUACCAGACUGAAAAACUCUGUCGAAUUGGAAGUUUUAAGAUAAAUUUUAAUGAAACAAGCUUCAGAUAUGGCUGUAAUUUUAUAAAAAAGCAAGAAUGUUCUCUACUUAAACAAGGCAAUACUAGGAAACCGAUUCCAAGAUYUCGAAAUCGCGUGACACCUGACAUGACAGCUACGUCUUCGGGAAUCUGUGACGACAAGCAAACAGUAAAUGACAGCUGUGYUUUCAGUAGUUGUCUUGACGAUGAGACGGAAAAGAAAGGGACUUGUGCUGAUGAUAUUGACGAAAGCGCCAAAACCACUACUUUAAUMAACGAAAAGGAAGAUGUUUAUGUAGAUAUGAGCUUCUGCAAGGAUAUAACACCAGAAGUUAACUUUGGUGAAUCGGAAUCACUCAAACAGCAACAAAGUAAGAAAUAUGAGGCUACAGCUGCUGCUUCUGGUAAUGGUACUGGUACUGGUACAGUAACUGCUGMUGMUGAUGAUAAUGAUGAGGAAGAUGGUGGCGGUCAUGGUCGUGAUAGCAGUGGUAGUGACRAUGGGAAGGAUGGACACCUUGCAAAAAGUAACAUUCCUCCAUUACAAUUUAACAACUCUCGUGAYAUYACCGAAGAGACAAAUGAUUAUGACGAAGUCCCAGUCAAACAGAGUCAAUCAGCGAGUCGCCCCACAUCCAUAGUCAAGAACCUUAGAUACGAUACUAAUGAUAAUGUGUUCCAGAGUGGACAUGGUCACCUUGGUCUUCCUCCUUUUGUCCCAAAACAACCAAGCCGUUACUCCACGAAAAAAACGAAGAGCAAAAUACGUAAAAAAAUUGAAAAUCUGAAAAAGAUAUCACGAAGUGCCUUGAAGAGAUCCAAGUCUACCACUGACAUGGAGAGCUCUGUGGACUACCAUUACGUUGAACCCAUUUCAGAGGCAAAAGCUGACAAACAAACAGACAUUGCGAAAUUUCUGUCUCGUUUGCAAAGGUCGAAGGAGCAGGGAGGCAAGGACUUUAGUYCCGUGGACUAUCUUAGUACGCUGACAGUAGAUGAAGUGUCAGAAUCUCUGAAAAACCUUAAUUUACAUAGAUACGUCGAGACAUUUAGAGCAAAUACUGUAGAUGGGAGCUUGUUGAUGGAUUUAAAUGAUAAGAUGCUGGAUGAACUAGAGCCUAAAAAGUUUUCGCACUUACCAGCUAACGAUAGCAAACAGUCUGACAAGCCAGCAUGGUUAACACCGAAGCUAAAGUCUGUAAGCCGUGCUGGUGGUGGGUCUAAGGCACUAGCUGACCUGAUACAARCUGAUCAAAACAGACUUCAAAAAGCAAAGAAUGAAAGAAAAGAAGAAGAAAAGAGCCCUCCACAAUCGUCUUUUAGUGGGAAGGCUGUUUUUGAAGGCAGCUCGAGAACCAAUCGGGGAACAAGGGAUGGAAUUGGCGCGAAAAUUGAGGCAACCAAUCACAAUGGCCCAACGUCACCAACUCAUAAAAGCGGCCCAGUGAGCCCUACGCGAAAGGUGCAGUCAACGGCUGUGUUCACUCCUCAGGGCUCCCAGAAUAGARCACAMGUUWCCAACGGAAAUGCCGAAARYAAUAUUUGCUUUGCKGACCGCAAGAAAUCUCUAGAACGCGAGAAAMCUCACAGAGUCACUGAGGCAAGAGCGACAAGCGCUUCCUCKGUUAGGUCACCAAUUGUGGUCUCAAGCAAGAAAGUUGGACAGCAAAAUACAGAGGGAACUUCGCCAAGAACACAUCCYAUUGCCGACACRCCUAAAUCACUGACAAGGAAAACAUCAACCGGUCACAUCAUUCUCAGCUCUCCUGGGAAUAGUAAUCCAAACAACCCUACCAGACGCGACAAGCCUGUAUAUUGGAGAGACAAGGGAAAGACGAACGAAAACCAGACGACMAGUCAAAUUGGACAGGAGAUUCAAAACCACAAGAUAUCAGAAAAUAUAGCAUCCAACGUUGGGCAGAGAUCGGGUCAAAAUAAUAAUCAACGCGGUGGAAUGAUCACGAAUGUACAAUCUGUUGGACAAGACAGUCAGAAACAUAUUAGACAAGGGGAUAUGAAGACGAUUGCCGGGCAGAGACCAGGUCAAAGUCAUGUUCAACGUGGCGAUACUCAYACGAAAGGACCUCAAAAUAAUGUGAUCAAAAGUAAGACUGUAAGUAAUAAUGUAACGAGUAAUGAUUGCGUGACGGUGGAGGCAGAGAAACAAGAGAGAGAUGAGAAGACCGUAGAGCAGCAAGAACAGAAACUACAUGAUGGUUUAGAAAAGGAAAAUGUUGUGAGUGCUACAGCGGUUAAUAGUGGUAAUCAGAAACCACGGUCAAAAGUAUGGAGAGAAAAACUACAGACAAACGACCUUAAUCCUGAACCGGAACCGGAAAUGAAUGUUGCAGAAGAUCGAGUCGAACCACAAGCCGUGUACCAUCCAACUAUGCCGUUCAACUUGGAUAGAGCARGGGAUUCCUCGCGCGCAGAUGUAGACAAACUAAGACAAGAACUAGAAAACCUGAAAACUGAACACGAAAGUGUGGUUGGGAUGUACAAGACGACGAUUAACAAACUGAAGGAAGAAUUGGAAGAAAUGAAGAUGAUGAAUUCAUUAAUGUCUGAAGGACAAUCGAUAGAACCAGCAGCACCACCCCCUCCCCCUCCGCCUUGUCCACCCCCACCCCCUCCCCCUUUUCCGGGUGGUGCACCCCCACCUCCUCCCCCUCCAGGUGGUGCACCUCCACCCYCUGGGUCAAGAAUAAUUCGACCAAGGAAGGGCGUUAUAAAGCCAGGAGUCGAGAUGAGACCGCUGUUCUGGCAGAGAAUCCUACUGACUGACGAUACAGCAGACGACCAGUGUUCUGAUGGUGCAACAAAGAGUAGAAACACCAUCUGGGGAAACAUGAAGGAGGCAGAGUUUGACAUCAAAGAAUUUCAAAAGUUGUUUGGAAGAAAAAUCAACAAAAGAAAACGGGCAAACAAGCGAAAAUCCCUGCAUGAAGACUUGAUUUUUGAUCGUCCUGCUGGAAAACAGGUGAUSAAGGUUCURGAUAAYAGUAGAUCACAGAUGAUUGGCAUCAUCAUGACCAGCCUCAGCUGUCAAUUAGAUGACGUCAAGGAGGCUAUAUAUAAAAUGGACACUAAUACCAUUGAUAUGGACGGACUCAAAGCACUUUAUCACAUCAGACCAAAACCAGACGAAAUCGAGGUYAUAUCUAAAGAAGUACAGGACCACCCUGAAGCGACACUGGACAAACCCGAGGAGUUCCUAAUGAGAUUACASAAGAUGGACCACUUCUCUGAACGUCUAGAAUGCUGGCUGUACAAAGACCGCUUCACCGAGACAAUCCAUGAUGUUGAUCGCAGACUAGGAGCGAUAGGAGAAGCAAAUGCACAUAUUCGCACAGAUAAAGAAAUUCAUUUUGUGUUGUCCCUCGUGUUGGCUCUCGGGAACUACAUGAAUGGAAGCACAGCACGUGGUCAAGCGGACGGCUUUCAAAUCAAUGCCUUGAUGAAGCUCAAAGACAUCAAAACACAGGAUAACAUGAUGAAUCUCCUGCAGUAUAUUGUACAGAUGUAUUGUAAGAUUCGUGAAAUCAAAGGRCCUGGGGCAGAAUACACCUUACCAGACCCCUACAUCGUCCUGGCUGGUUCCCAGUCCUCUUUUAAGGAAAUUCGCGAGAAUAUGGCACAGGCUAAAAUCACCUUGGCAACCUGUAAAGCGAAGUUCUGGAUUUGCUUUUUUUCAGCUGAGGUUGAAUUAUCAAGAUUGAGCGAGAAACACGAGACGGUUGCUGGUGAAUUUAAAAAGAUAACUGAUUACUUCGUGUUCAAAGCUGAACAAGGCGAAGAGGUCGGUCCUCCGUACUUUUAUGGUAUUUGGGGACAUUUUCUGGAAGACUUCAAGAACUACUGGAAGGCUGAGGUACUUCAGAUAGCAAAGAAAAAGUUCAGUAAGACAGAACAUCUGCAGCAGAUCAAGGCAAUGGCCACGCAGUUCAUCAAUCGACGUGGCUCAUCCUCUAAAGACGACGUUGAGCAAGCUAAAGCCGCGGUCGCACCCAACAAGGUUUCUUCAGUGGCUUGGUGUGCAUGAAUUAUGUGCAGUAUCUACAUAAGUCAAUCUACCUUUGAAAAAUAACCAAUAGAGAAAAAGGGUGGACGACGGAAAGCCUAUAACAGGUCUAACAACCCACUUGCAACUGUAGCCGAUACCUAGAUCCAAUCAGUAGUAUUUCAGUAAGGAGAUAAUUUUUGCAGAGGAAGAAAAGAAGAAAAUGGGAGAAAAACCCUCGAACAACAGGAGAGAGUCAACAAACAACCGUUCACUCACUUACAACUGACAUCGAGCCGCGACGCGAGAAUGCAUGAAUCCAGCGGGUUGCCUUGGUGAGAGGCACAUCACACGCGCUUCCCUUCUAUUCGUCACUAUUGGCAACGGACUAAUAUUUUGGUUAAUUAUAUGUUUAGAGUAACCAGUUUUGGAUAUUAAAUGCCUUGUAUUGCGGUUUAUAUUUUUUACACCAACGCAGAGCCCAACACAUCGUUAUUCAUAACUUUUAUUGUAGGUUUAGCGUGUUUGAUUAAGCAAUGUUUUUUUCGGAAAAAGUCGUGUCAACCAAUCCCUUUUUGUCAUGCCUAUAGCCCGAGGGGACAAUUAAAAAACUCCCUAUUUGUGUGAUUGACCAAGUGGACUGCACCCUCCCUUUAUAAAUCAAUUAACCAAUCAAUGUUCAGCCCCACGGCUGGCGGCCGGGUGGGUGGGGGGAGAUUAAUGUCAUUCCUCCCAGCCCUUCCUAAUGUUCAGGCUCGCUAGAUAUCAUAAAGAUGGUAACUGUUAAAUUCCUACCCCAGUGGGCAACGUAACCGGCGAUCCGCGAUCACACCUCCCACCCCCCACCCAGCCAGGGUCCCAACAUUGAUUGGAGUACGAGUCAAAAGUACAUAGCGAGAUAUCGAUCUUAUAAUAGCUAGUUCGUUUUAAAUAGUCUUUCCACAUUGGUCGGACACGACACAAUAUCCCCCUAGCAGACCUCAAGCACUGUAAAGGGCUUAUCAUUCUACUAACAAGUUUCAUUCGGCCAUAAAACCUUAAACGCUUUUUUUUAAUCCCACAGAUUUGUUUUUAGCUUUCAAGAGUAGUCCAUUGUGUUGGUUUAUGAACUGAUCCAAGCAAAAGAAACGAAAAACGAGCUAGAGAUCCCUGUGGUGGACGUGGUACAGGUGUUACAUGGCUAUUAACUAUAUUUGACAAUAAAAGAUUCCCACUGUGAAAAAGUUUAUACUAAAUCUGCUGAGAAUAUUUAAUGGAAAUAUUUUUCCUUUUACCUGAGCGAGUAGAAAUUUCUAGGUUAUAUAACUAUUACUGAAUCAGUCUUUGAUGGCGGCUGGCACUAGUCCAA